This is a messenger RNA of Seriola aureovittata, 1374 nucleotides long. RefSeq lists its product as uncharacterized. Lineage: Eukaryota; Metazoa; Chordata; Actinopteri; Carangiformes; Carangidae. The record is from RefSeq and is a predicted model, not a curated record. The coding region runs from base 105 to 671 and encodes 188 amino acids. The transcript is spliced from 5 exons.
GAGGGGUACGUCUCCAUGGCGACCACCCCCCACAGGGCCUGCAAACACACCACGCAGCCCACACCUCCUGCCGGAUCGGACGAACUCCUCGUCAGACACGCAGCAUGCACAGGUCGUACCAGCCGCUGAAGCCCGUCACCAACCGCUACCUGCAGCAGAGAUGGGACCAGAGCAGCUUCCAAGACCACCGCAGGAAGGUGAGCUCCACCCUCCCUGUGGUGGACACCAAGGGCAUGAGGACACCAUCUCACGUCCAACUCAAACUGAAAAAACUACAGCUGCAGGACGAGCGCCUGUCAAUCAUCGACAGAGAUAACCGCCUCCUCGCCUCCAGACUGGCCAACAUCGUCGGGUCCAGAGGUCUGGUGGACCACCGGAACCAGUACCACCUGAGGAGUCUGAACGCUGACAAGAGGAGGGAGGAGCUUCUGCUGGUCAGCCGUCAGAACCAGGCCAUCUACCAGCGGAUCACUUCCCGCCAGUCGGAGUAUCGCCGCCAGCUGUGGUUGGACGACUGGGAGCGGGCGGAGCGCCGGCGGGAGAACAUUUCCCAGUAUCCCCGGGGGCUCGCAGAUAAACAGAGGUCGAACAGGAAGGUGAAGUUCGCGGCUGUGGAGGACGACGAGUGGUCAACAAGCUGCAGCAGGACUGACACUGACAGAGAGACCUGAAGCGCACGCACACACACACACACACGCACACACACACACACUCACACACACACACACACACACACACACACACACACACUAGAAAUUACAGUCAUUGUGAGAUGAUGUGAACGCAGCAUCUUGAAAGUUAAAGCACAUUUUCUUUCAUUCAUCCGUCCACCUGUUUAAUCACAACAUGAUUAUUGUUUUUAACAAAAUAAAAGCCUUCGUUUGUCUGUUUGUUUGUCUGUUUGUUUGUUUGUGGAUUUCAGACCUUUGCAGUUUUUUUUACGUCUGUCGUUCAUCAUGAGGCUUUAAAUAAAGGUUUCAUCACACGCUGGUUGUCAGUGUGGACUGUAUGAGCGUCAGAGGUGUGUGUCCUCCACCAGGGGGCAGCAGACUCUCGUCUCUGACACGGAGCAGGAAGAUUAACGAGCUCACACAUUAUAAAUGGGUGUGAGAUUAUUACUGAGCUCCAGGUUUCUAUUAUCAGAAUCUCAUUAAACUAAAAUCUGACAUAUGACAUAUGUGUAUGUGCCCCUGUAUCAAGAGUGAUGAUGCCAUUUUAUGUCCAUAGUAAAAUAUGUAUAUGUACAUUUAUUAAAAAUCUCUAUAUUAUGAAUUUUACAUACACUGUAAAAACAAAAUCCUAAUUUUACAGAAAAUAACAGUAAUUUUCUGUUUUUUUAAAUUGUGAACAAAAGUCUGUAAAACACUGAUUCAC